UGUCUGUCGGCCAAUGGACAGCAGCGGCGUGUCCAAGCUUUGCGCAUAUGACGCGCACCCCAUCCAGGUGCUCUUCGUAGAAGCAAUUUUAGAUGUGUUAGUGAGCACAAAAGGAUUUGAAAAGAACCGUCUGAUGUCAGAAGCGUUCAGCUUGCUUGUAGCUCGAUACAAAAGUCUGUUUGGAGACCAUGCGUCCAUGUCGAAGAGAUUAAUUACUGUCAUUUCUAACUACGUAGAUGACCCCGAGCGUCUGAAAAACAGAUGUCAGUCUUCAACUUUUAAUCGAGAUUAUCAGGGCUAUUUGCUAUUUUUGAUGAAAUUCUUACAAGACUCUGAGACAAGAACUAUGUUGAGGCAUGGAUGGAGCGACUUUGACCCUUCUUACAUUGAAUAUUUAAUUCAUGAUUACAUAAAAAGAGCGCUUCAGACAGAGCUCAAGAUUCGAACAGCGGAUCCCUCCCAAGCAUCAGUGGUGAUCGAAUUGCCGAAAUGGUUUUACUCAAGGCCUGGCACGUCCAACAAUUUCUUGGCGCUCAACAAACUUUAUCCGAAAGAGGAUUUGAAUUUUUCAUUGGAAACAAGAACGGGAGAGACUUCAAUGAGUCAAUUCGAGGUACAAGAAGGGGCGUUGGUUGAGGAGUUGUUGUAUGCAAUGAUAGGCAUUCGAGGACGCUAUGUUGUGAUUGAAGAAUGUACUGGGCAGAAAAGAGAUGAAAAGCCAUGCGGGGCAUUGAGGAAAUGCCGAGUUUCGAUUUCAGGAGAAGCAAGACGUUUACUGAAUGUAUCAUUGGUCGGCUUAUCGAAUAAGAUAUUACCGUUAUGCGAAUGUUACGUUGAAAUUAAUGCAUUUAUGGACGAAUAUUCAAAAAUGGAGUACGGCAGAGUGGCCCAGGCUCUUGUGGAUGCAUUGGGGACAUUACUGUCGGACUAUUUGAUAUUGGUAGGCCAGCUGGAUCAUUUUGCGAGAAAAAGGCGCCUUACGUUACAAAAGUUGUGGUAUUACAUCCAGAGUGCCCUGGAGAUACUAGGUUUAGUUAGGAAUUUGGUUUGGGAGAUAAGCGAAGAAAAAAAAAUAGGAGGGGACCUGUUGAAUUUGUUGUAUAAAAAAUGGCAGGAAAUGAUGGGUGAAAAUACACAAGAAUUGUUUUUAUUUUUGCUUAAGCGUACAAGUGAAGAAUAUUGGAAGAUACUGAAAUCUUGGAUUUACAAGGGCCGCAUCAAGGAUCCGUAUGGUGAAUUUUUGGUGCAGGAGGAAGAGGAGGAAGUGAGAGAAAAUGAGGCAGAUGCUGAAAUGGGCACUGGGAGAGAAGGGAUGAAUUGGAAAUGUUACAAGUUGAGAGACGGAAAAGUACCGAUAUUUUUAGAAAGUGUAUUGGAUCAGAUUCUGGCAGUUGGGAAAUAUAUCAAUGUGCUUCGAGCAUGCGGUUCUAGGGGAUUGGAGAAGUUAGACGAUGGGUACUUGCCGAAACUUGAAAAGGGAAUUGAAUUUGACACGGCGAAAAUUGACCGGACGUUUGUGCAUUUGGUAAGCGAUGCUUACAAGUGCGCCAGUGGAAAGCUGUUAAGAAUGCUAUUGGAUGAGUAUCACUUAGUAGAUAGACUGAAGGCAAUCAAAUGCUAUUUUUUGCUGGUACAGGGUGACUCGUGGAUUCAUUUUAUGCAGCUAGCAGAAGAAGAGUUGAAGCAGCCGGCUAGCCAAGUUUCAGUGGCAAAUAUGCAGGUGUUGUUGGACACGAUGGUGAGAGCAAACAUGAAUCGUGAGGAAGAGGCGACGGAAGGUAUCAAAGUGCAGUUUUUACCAUACAAUCUGGUCAAUCAGCUGAUUAUGAGACAUAGACAGGGGACGGUUUUUGACAGAAAACUAAAUGAAAUUUCGGCACUAGAAGCACUGGCCGUUCGAUGGGAGGUAGAUUGGCCGUUAGCGAUGGUGCUCAACGAAGAUGCGCUUGAGAUAUAUCAAAUUUUAUUUAGGCAGUUAUUUUAUUUGAUUUAUGUGGAGAGGUUAUUAGAUCGUUCGUGGAUGCUUCAACAGCUGACCAAGGGGAUGUUUUUCUCGGAGUAUGGCGGUAGCACGUUGAAUUCUCGAAAGUCGUCGGACCGCCGAAUAAGCUCAAAUGACGAGGAGAUGGAGACACAUUACAAGUUGUUGCUGCGAUGCUUUUCUCUGCGACAGAGAAUGUCUCGUCUAAUUCAGAGCGUUCACUAUUAUAUGAUAGUUGAGGUUAUUGAGUAUUUCUAUCAGAAGCUGGAGGAGGCUCUACUAAGAGUCCAGACCGUGGAAGAACUUUUGAAUGCCCACAUGCAGUUUUUAAACGAGUGCUAUAAAAAUUGCCUCUUGGAUGAUUUGAACUUGGUCAUGAUCACCACCAAACUACUGUCAAUUUGCGUCAUUUUUUGUAACUACACUGAACGGUUUAUUCCACAGCUGGUGCAGGAAGAGAAUGAGGAGCCUACAACAACAUUUGCUGGCGUUCCUACGAGUAACCGAAAGUGGAGCUCACGCGUCAAGGAAAACAGAAUGAAGGGCAAAAAUAUAUCUUACGAAGCGUCAAAAUUUCUGACAAAAAAGGGAUUUGAAACGACGAUUACACGAUUUGAAAAUAAUUUUGAUAAGUACCACAAAAUGCUUAUUGAAGCGACUUCUCUAUUCCAAAAUUUAGACUGCUCCGAUCGCAGCAUUCUGAGCUUGAACACUCAACUUGACUACAAUGAAUUUUACCUUAAUAGGUACCAGCAAAUUUGAACAAAGUUGGACGAGUAUACUAAAGACCUGAAGGCUCUUUGAAUUUUGUCAAAAUAGAAUGGUACAACCACCGAAAUUCGAAACGACUCGAACCGUAUCUUGAUGAAUGAUAUAAUUCAACAUCCCCCGAGAAGGCAUGAAUGUCAGUUUCAACGAAAUGCUCAAUCCGAACGCAAGGCUCAAGUUAACCUGUUUAAAAGCCCCUCUAGGAUGGUUUUUUAUUUUCUUUUUUGAUGCCCAGAUUGUAAACCAAGGAAUAAACCACUUCUUCGGUGUUGUGAUCCGA
Schistocerca gregaria is the source of this 3029-nucleotide messenger RNA. Its product is annotated as gamma-tubulin complex component 2-like. Bases 14 to 2743 code for a protein of 909 amino acids. Gene Ontology annotation, cellular component: centrosome; gamma-tubulin small complex; equatorial microtubule organizing center. Gene Ontology annotation, molecular function: gamma-tubulin binding; microtubule minus-end binding. The record is from RefSeq and is a predicted model, not a curated record. The transcript is spliced from 3 exons. NCBI's taxonomy places the organism in Eukaryota, Metazoa, Arthropoda, Insecta, Orthoptera, Acrididae. Gene Ontology annotation, biological process: spindle assembly; cytoplasmic microtubule organization; microtubule nucleation.